CUGUGGGUAACCUCGAAAAUAUCUGUCCUCUUCACCAUACCUAUUGUUUUGAUACUUGUAAAAGACGUUUUUUUCUGUAUGGGCAGUUUUGAUGAGUUGUGUAAGUGUCCUCACUUGGCAGGAUGAGUGGCGGAAAAAUGCUGACUAAGGUUUCCUGUCACAUGGGGACGAGAAACUGGUUUUCACUUCAUCAACUUGUGCAAGAUUCAAAGAGGGAAGGGAGAGCAGCGGAGAGGUAGGGACAUUGUAUUUUGCACAUUUCAUUAAGACCUUUUUUUUUUUACCCUGAUAGUUUGUUGUAUUUGACCCUAAAAGUCAGGCGUCUUUGAUUUCCUAAAAUGGCUUUCAGAGCAUUCACACAAACACACGUGUAUGAAAAGCAGGCAGCCUUAAAAGAAAAAGACAAAAGCAGCAUCCAGUGCAUCGAGUGCUAUGAUCAGAAUGUGUACAUAGGAAGUAGGGAUGCAACAGUGCAGCAUCUAAUCCUUCCCAGCAGCACCGAUGGAGACCGGAUAAAAACCAGAGACGGUAGGGUGAGAAAACUGGGCUCGAGCAACCCCGUUGUCCAACUUAGAGUAGUCCCGCUUUUCAACCAUCUUCUGGUCCUGUGGGACCGGAGCGUCACAGCCCUCAACAUGUUCUCCUUAGAGCCGCUUCCCGCGCUGAAAAAGAUCCAGCACGUGUCUUUGUUCGAGGUGUGCGACUCGGCGCUCGUAUCCCAGAAAGCGCGCGUGGAGAUGGUGACCUCCUCCAGCCGCAGGAAGGUGAUCCGGAUCCACGUGGUGGGCGUGGACAGGUGGGAGGUUGUAAAAGAAGUCCCUCUAGUCCAGGACCCCGUGGCGUUGGCAGUAGACGGCGCUUGUUUGUGUGUAGCCACCGGCGACAGGUAUCUCCUCUGUGAUGUUUCAACCGGGAGCAGCCAGGAGCUUUUCCCUCACGCUCACGGCAGGCAGCGUGUCUUUGUUACAUCAGCUGGCAGAGGGGAGUUCCUCCUGAACGGGCCUGAAUCUUUGGGCAUGUUUGUGAUGAAGACGGGGAUCUGCCAGCGCCCCCCCCUGCAGUGGCCUCAGGAGGUGCUGGCAGCCCGGGUGUGUUUCCCUUACAUCUUAACCCUGCAGCCCCAAGUGCUGUCUGUCUACAGUGUACUAGAUCAGCAGCACAAGCAGACUGUGAGCCUCAGAGGAGCCAAGGGUCUGCACUCCACAUCAGAUGGUGUGUUAGUGUUCACAGAGAGAGACAUUUUCAGCCUGCGUCUGCUGCCGUUCGAGGAGCAGGUCCAGGCACUGGUGAGGCUUGAGAGGGUGGAGGAGGCCUUAGUGCUGCUGGAUGGAGUUCAAGAACGUCACCCGCUCGACUCAUACGAGGAGCUGCAGCAGGACAUCACUUGCCUGGCUGGAUAUGUUCAUUAUUACCAGCAGAGUUUUUCUGAGGCCAAAUAUCUAUUCAUUAAAGGUGGUCUGGACCCCAGAGAAAUCAUCCGCCUCCACCCCGACAUACAGUGCGGUCAGUGCGAGGACUUUCAAUCCCGGCUUGAUCAAGAGAACAAGGCCAGGGAUCUGCAGGCGCUCUGGCAGGAGGACAGGAAGGCGCUUCAUCAUUACCUGGUGUUCCUGGGAGACUUUCUCAGAGCAGUCAGGGGAACAGAGCGAGGCCUGGGGUGCAGUCGGGAGGUGGACUGCGCCCUCCUGAGGCUGUACGCAGAACUGGGAGACGAUGAAAAUCUGCAGCAGCUUGUAGCUUUCCCCAAUGAGUGCAGGCUGGAUCACUGUGUUCCUGUUUUGGAGCGACACAACAGAUAUUUCACAUUAGGCUCCCUCUAUCAAAGCCAUGGAAAGGAAAUCGAUGCACUCGAGGUAUCAUUUCCCCAAACUCCACAAAUUGUAUGCAUAAGAUUUGUUUUGUGUAACAGUCGUAUGUUUCAGCCUUUUUUUUUCUUCCAGACUUGGGUGAAAAUCGUCAAUGGCGCCCACAAAGACCCUACCUGCUCUGAUGUGUACGGACACAUAGUUUGGACCCUCAGCCAACUGCAAGACAGUGAUGCCGUGUGGAAAUUUGCAGACUGGACUUUGCACAAGAAACAGGAGAUAGGUGUGCAGAUUUUCAUCGGGCGUCCACCAGAUGCUCCAUUAGAGACACAGGAUGUCCUUGCUUUCUUGGAGAAGUACCCGCUGGCGAUGCUUUUGUAUCUUGAGUUCUUAAUCCAUGAAAUGAAGAGUGAGGAGGAGAGGCAUCACAGCCGUCUGGCCCUGGCAUAUGUUAGUGAGGCGCUGCGGAAGGAAGAGGAAACCGAUUUGAUGAAGACCAGGGGGAAGUUGCAGCAGCUGCUGUGGGAAUCUGAGUUCUUUGACGUCUCUGUUGUUUACGAGAGAAUCAAGUCUACAACCCUGCACGCGGAGAAAGCGAUCCUCCUGGGUAGAGUCGGUGAGCACGCCGAAGCGCUGCAGGUGCUCGUUCACCAGGAGAGAGACCUCCAGGCUGCGCAGGCCUUCUGCUGCAGGGCCUCCCAAAACCAGGACUCACAGUUCAGACGGACCCUGCUGUUGACCCUGCUCCAAAUCUACCUGCGCUCCGACGACCUCACUAACGCCGCCAUGGAUCUGCUCAACGACAACGCGCAGGUCUUCACAGCGGAGAGCGUGAUCCGGAUCUUGCCGGAUACCUGGUCCGUGCAGCUGCUCUCCCAGUUCUUAGUCGCAUCCCUCAGACAGACCUUCCACCAGAGGCGGAUGGCAAGUCUGCAGAAGGCUCUGAGCCAGGUGGAGCUCAUGCGGCACAAGGUCAUUUGGGUGAGUCCAACAGGAUGGUUCACAUUUUUCUUCGCUCGGUUGAACAUUCUGUGUAUUCUCUGUUUCCUUUUUUUUUUUUUGCUCUCUCCUCUGCAGAUGCAAACCACAAAAACAAAGUUCAGGCUGGACGAGGAGCAGAAGUGUAAGGUUUGUCAGAGAGACUUUGCAGAGCCACAGUUUGCUUGUAACCUACGCGGUGAAAUGAUGCACACAAGGUGUUGUGGCCCCUCAUCGUCGUAAAGAGACACAGACACACCAAGUCUAUUCUGUGUUUAUGCAAAUACGCGUGUCUGUUUCCUACACGGUCAUUCCUCGAGAUUAGACUGGGCAAACUCUGUACAAAGAUUCCCUUCAUGCAGUCUGGACCAGACACUUUCCCUAAUUAGAAAAAAAAAAUACAUUUAGUAAAUAACAGGUUUCAGAAUGCAAAGAGAGCAAGCUGUGCACUUUUCAAGAGUGGCAUGUCUGAGCCGUUUCCUUCAGACAUUGUGGACAGCAAUAGCUAUAAAGUGAAUCUUGGAGGACACUCGGGUGGAUGUGUUCACUGAUCAGACAGUACUGUUUUCACAUGGAAACCAGCUGUGGUAAACCUGAUGACUGGAGAGAGCUUGACCAUCUUCCAUCGCCCUAUAUAUGCAUCUCCGCCAUCCUGGUUUCCAUAAACUGUGUAUAUUUGUCUCCACAGAGCCGGGAAUAGAAAGUCCACUGAGGAGCUUUUUUCAUGCAGCCUUUUGCAUGAAAAUGUAUGACCCCUGCAGAUAAUCACAAGUACAGGUUUAAAAAAUGAAAAGCAAACAACUUCAAGAAAUGAAGAGUUUGGGGUCGCUUCUGUUAGUUUUGUUAAGCAACCUAAUAAGAUGUUUGUGAUGUUUAUGAACGCGGAAAACAGAGAAAAUCAUCCACUCUGUAUUAUUAGGGAACAUAAAUAGACGUGUACUCCAAAUAGUAGCACACAAAAACUCCUCUGUGUCCACACGUACAGUAUAAAUCUGGUAGAUCAGCGUAAACACAUAUAAUUAAGUUUGAUGACACUCAAACUGUAUUUAUUUUUUCUGUAAUUUAGUCAUUAAGUCUAACCAUAACUGUUAGUAUUUCUUCAUCCUGAUGCAUUUUGGGACAGGAGCGAAGGAGACGCCUAAACGAGCAGAACGGUUGCAGCAUUUGGCUCGAGUCUGAACGCUUGUUGGCCUUGGGUGAGGGACUAAUUGCACUGUAGAUAAAUAGUAGAUAAUGAGUUCAUUAGAAGGCAGUAUCACUUUGUGAUGCCCUUGCCAAGAUUUCUUCUGUUUUCUCCACUAAUGAGGAGUAGUUGGAGUUCUCACUGAGGGUUUCAUAUACUGUACAGUGUGGGUGUUGUGAAGUCCUUUCAGAGUCCAACUAGAAUUAUGGUCUACAAGAUUACACCGGGCUCAAGCUUUGACCUGAAAUUUCUCACUUUGAUUGUAUAACUUUAACCUCUGACUCAUGUAAAUGAGCUGAAUCAUGUCCCAGAAACCACAGUGUUUCUCUUAUGUGUGGUCAGAGUGGAAGAUGCCACGUCCACUCCUGAAUAUCUACAUGUCUCCCUAUCUCUAAUUCUCGUUUAGUUUAGAUCAUGUGGUUCACACAAGAACACAAAAUGUACAAAGCACAAAGAGAAAAUGUGUCAGCAUGUAAUGUGGGCAAUGUAGACACCAGUGAUGCCAAAAACACAAUUAAAAAGAAAUGUUAUAAGUCAUACAAAACAACCGAAAUAUCAGUGUUCGAACUGAAAAAAGAAACAGAAAAAGAAAGAGGUGAUGCUGAAAUAUUGCACAUUUGAUUAUUUUAGUCAUUUUCUCUUUAUUGUUUCUUCCUGUCUUAUUGCUUUUCUUUCUAUUUUUCAUGGUUUUCUUUCAAAAGCCCCCUGUGGACAGGUGUUGAGAACUAGCAUGUAUGCUGAAACACUUAAACAAUGCAUCUGGUUCGUCCAAUGUAUCUGUGAUGUCCAUGCCAAAUAAAGUCAAUCUAAUCUGUAAA
Labrus mixtus (cuckoo wrasse) is the source of this 4784-nucleotide messenger RNA. RefSeq names its product transforming growth factor-beta receptor-associated protein 1. The record is from RefSeq and is a predicted model, not a curated record. Gene Ontology annotation, biological process: intracellular protein transport; autophagy; vesicle-mediated transport. The transcript is spliced from 9 exons. The coding region runs from base 339 to 3026 and encodes 895 amino acids. Gene Ontology annotation, cellular component: membrane; cytoplasm. Lineage: Eukaryota; Metazoa; Chordata; Actinopteri; Labriformes; Labridae.